AAAUUGAAAAGCUGAAUCCCGAUCCUGGCAGGAGCAGCAGUGCUGGCGGGGAGGUGGGCUGAGCGGCGCCCCGAGGAAGCGCAUUACGUAGGCAAGCGGCUCCGCUCAAGUUGCCACCUGCGCCGAGAGCCCCGCACCGCCAUGGACUGCUGCAACGAGGGCGCCUGCACGAAGCUGGAUGAGGACAUCAUGGACAUCCCCCUGGACGACCCCGACGCCAACGCGGCGGCGGCCAAGAUCCAGGCCAGCUUCCGCGGGCACAUGACCCGCAAGAAGAUCAAGGGGGGGGAGAUGGAGCGGAAAGCCAAGGACGCCGAGUGCGCCAACAGCACCCGCGGCGGAGACCUCCGCAACGGCGACUAGGCCCUGCCGGACUCCCCCUGCCGAGCCCCCCCGCCGCCGAGGAGCCCCUGCUUCUCCCCAUACCAGCCCAGCAUGCGUCCCCCCCCUCACCCACCCCAGCCCCAAUAAAGGUCCCUGCCAGCGGCCGCGCUGUCCUUGGCGCCGAGGGGACAUCGCAGCGUCGCUCAGUGGGGGUGAGAGCUGUGACGUGCAGGUGGACGGCCUGGUGUCACCGAUCGCAGCCAUGCCCAGUGUGAUGUCACACAUCUGUACAAUGCCACGUGUGACAUCGCUGCUGGACACGGGGGGCUGUCGUGAUGUCACACCACGUGUGUGGCACGGUGUGAUGGCACUGGUGGGAGCUGGUGCUGCUGUGACAUCACUGAUGGGCGCGUGGCGGCCGGUGUGACAUCAUCUGAGAGGGUGUGACAUCACCGAGGGACCUGGGACAGCCAGCCCAGGUCGUACAGCACGAGGCAGCCCCCCGGGGGCACACUGCGACCCUGUGCCACCAGGCACAGCGCUGGGACAUCGCGAUGGGGGGCGUGAUGGGGCACCCUGAAGGUUCCCCGUGCGACGUCACACAGCCACGUGACGUCACCCUGAGGGACACAGGGCCACCAACCCGCCGCACCCUCACAAAGUCACCCAAAAGCAAUUUUAA
Molecule: messenger RNA, 1006 nt
Organism: Meleagris gallopavo (turkey)
Lineage: Eukaryota; Metazoa; Chordata; Aves; Galliformes; Phasianidae
Source: RefSeq, a predicted model, not a curated record